Molecule: messenger RNA, 1876 nt
Organism: Entelurus aequoreus (snake pipefish)
Lineage: Eukaryota; Metazoa; Chordata; Actinopteri; Syngnathiformes; Syngnathidae
Exons: 5
Coding region: 329-1066 (245 amino acids)
Source: RefSeq, a predicted model, not a curated record
AGUGCACUGUACUACUUAAAUUGAAAGAUGGAAAAAAUGCUUUGCUAGCUAGACUACUGAUGGCCCCAAAAUAAUAUGUUUCAUGAACGGGAAUAAAUGGUCUAGCACUAAGGGUAUUUAGUAGGACAACGGUGAUUUUGUGUAAUUAUGGCCUAAUGUAUUUAGCAGAGAAAAGGUUCCACUCGUGCGCGGAAAAAAGACGUGGGGGGGUGGUGCGAAGGGUUCGGUCAGGCCUGUCAGUCAAACAAGAAGCUUAGCUCAGGGAGUGCGUGUUUGACGGUGAGGCUCGCCACCGGAGCAGAGACUGUGAACAACAGGGAAGGAUUGAAUGCAGUGCAAAUAUUGCAAAUUUGAAAGCUUCAAUAAAGAGGCUCUCCUGAAGCACUUUCGACUUUGUCACGGUACAGGUGCAAACUGGCCCUGUAUUCACACAGACUGUGUGUGUGUAUUUAAAACACCUGGUGCAUUACGGUCACACUUCUCAAGAUCACACACAACUGUGAGAUUACAGGAAAACUCAACAUUUCAAUGUGACUUGUGUAAUUUUAAAGAAUUUUCCCUUAGGCGGAGAGAGGUAGUAGAGGGGCAGCCUAUGGUAUCCGAAGUCCAGCAGAGAUGGCCUGCACUGUUUUCCUGUGAAGAGAUAUCUGAAGAAUUUCAUCGCAUCACCAGCAAAGACCUCCUGAAGACUUUCAAUGAGUCCCUUGAGAAUGAUGUGCCUCGCCUGCUCAGACUGUACCGGGCUAGAAAGGGAGCUUUUGGUCAGCAAAUAGAAGACUUCCUGGAUAAGCUUGAUGAACAGACAUCAGGCAUUGUGUCUCACCGAAAGAUGACAGCACUGAGAUGCCUCCCCGUUUUUGUCCGGGACGACACAACUAAGUUUUUCCUGCAGCAUUUGAAAACUGGCCUGAAGAAAGAGUGCUCAGAGGCGUGUCUGUUGGCAUCCUUACAAUCCUUGAAGAAGAUGAUCCUGCUGUAUCACCCAACGUACGGGACUGGGCUGUUGUGUUGGAAGGUUCCAUCAUGCUACAUCAAUCAAUCAAUCAAUCAAUGUUUAUUUAUAUAGCCCUAAAUCACAAGUGUCUCAAAGGGCUGUACAAGCCACAACGACAUCCUCGGUACAGAGCCCACAUACGGGCAAGGAAAACUCACCCCAGUGGGACGUCAAUGUGAAUGACUAUGAGAAACCUUGGAGAGGACCGCAUAUGUGGGUAACCCCCCCUACAUGACCUGCCAGACCUCGGUACCGCCUUUGCAUACCUCUUUGGCCUACUGUAUGUGUCAGAGGCCUUGACACUUUCCCAGGUAUUUUCUUUAAAAUGAAUAAAACACUUCCCUAACAGUAAAAUUGGAUCCCUGUAACACUGAAGUUAAAAGCUAAGAAACACAUGUUUUUACAGCAGCCAGGCAAUAUAAUUGUGUAAUGAUUUGAUGAUAGAAUUAUCAUCAUAGAUAGAGAAAAUGUGUUUUGUAAAUUAGAACAGUUGACAAACUUGAUCAGUUGACAGUGAAUAUGCACCUCUUGUAAACCUCACUUAAAUGUAAAGAAAAAUAUAUAUCUCCAUUUAAGUGAGAUUCACAAAAUAGCAUCAUGCUACAUAACCCGCCAGACCUUGGUACUGCCUUUGCAUACCUCUUUGGCCUACUGUAUGCCAUGAACAUUGAUUAUCCAAAGGAGAUGAAGUACACAUAUGAAGCCAUUCAGAUUAUCUUUUUCAAGCUUGGCUCUGUGCUCAAGUCUCCUCUGCCUCUGAAAUAGAGAUUCUUUAAAAAAAAGAAAAUAAAGAAUCGUUAAUCUAUUUCAGAGGCAGAGGGGACUUAGCUUUUAACUUCAGUGUUACAGGGAUCCAAUUUUACUGUUAGGGAAGUGUUUUAU